This is a messenger RNA of Betta splendens (Siamese fighting fish), 2784 nucleotides long. Its product is annotated as actin-related protein 2-B. NCBI's taxonomy places the organism in Eukaryota, Metazoa, Chordata, Actinopteri, Anabantiformes, Osphronemidae. Gene Ontology annotation, biological process: Arp2/3 complex-mediated actin nucleation. The coding region runs from base 255 to 1439 and encodes 394 amino acids. Gene Ontology annotation, cellular component: Arp2/3 protein complex; actin cortical patch. Gene Ontology annotation, molecular function: actin filament binding. The transcript has 9 exons. The record is from RefSeq and is a predicted model, not a curated record.
UCGCUCAAAACGCUGGGUUUGCAGGUUGCAAGUGUAAACUGAAUCACACGUCUGAUACCUCCCGUCUUAGUAGUGAGAUCGUCCCUCACCUUGUUGGAGACUGCGUAACUAAGCGUUUUAUUGAAGGAAAUCAGACGCAUGUGUGACCGGAUGCGCACCCUUCCCUUCCUACUCUCGAUCGGGGCUGGUGCGUCUUCCUUCCGGCUUUCCGAAGAAAGUUGAGGGAGGUUCAGCGGCAACUGGGCUUUUACAUAAUGGACAGCCAGGGAAGGAAAGUGGUGGUCUGUGACAAUGGGACCGGGUUUGUCAAGUGCGGCUAUGCAGGCUCCAACUUCCCAGAGCACAUCUUCCCUGCGCUUGUUGGGAGACCCAUCAUUCGCUCAACAGCCAAAGUGGGAAACAUUGAGAUUAAGGAUUUGAUGGUGGGGGAUGAGGCCAGCGAGCUGCGCUCUAUGCUGGAAGUCAACUACCCCAUGGAGAACGGCAUCGUCAGGAACUGGGACGACAUGAAGCACCUGUGGGACUACACCUUCGGCCCAGAAAAGCUCAACAUCGAGUCCAGCAACUGCAAGAUUCUGUUGACAGAACCGCCCAUGAAUCCCACUAAGAACCGCGAGAAAAUCAUCGAGGUGAUGUUUGAGACUUACAAGUUUUCGGGGGUCUACAUUGCAAUUCAAGCUGUUCUGACCCUGUAUGCUCAAGGCCUUCUGACUGGUGUGGUGGUCGACUCUGGGGACGGUGUGACACACAUCUGUCCAGUGUAUGAGGGCUUCAGCCUGCCCCACCUGACGAGACGCCUGGACAUCGCAGGCAGGGACAUCACCCGCUACCUCAUCAAGUUGUUGUUGCUGAGGGGCUACGCCUUUAACCACUCUGCUGACUUUGAGACCGUGCGCAUGAUGAAGGAGAAGCUUUGCUAUGUGGGGUACAACAUCGAGCAGGAGCAGAAGCUGGCGCUGGAAACCACUGUGCUGGUGGAAUCCUACACGCUGCCAGAUGGUCGUGUGAUCAAGGUGGGAGGAGAGCGGUUUGAGGCCCCUGAGGCUCUGUUCCAGCCCCACCUCAUCAAUGUGGAGGGUGUUGGAGUGGCCGAGCUCCUCUUCAACACAAUCCAGGCAGCCGACAUAGAUACCAGGCCUGAGUUCUACAAACACAUCGUGCUCUCAGGAGGAUCCACCAUGUACCCAGGCCUGCCGUCUCGGCUAGAGAGGGAACUCAAGCAGCUGUACCUGGAGCGCGUGCUCAAGGGAGACGUGGACAAGCUCUCGAAAUUUAAGAUCCGGAUUGAGGAUCCUCCUAGACGAAAGCACAUGGUGUUCCUGGGCGGAGCCGUGCUGGCCGACAUCAUGAAGGACAAGGACAACUUCUGGCUGACCCGCGAGGAGUACCAGGAGAAAGGAGUCCGUGUGCUGGAAAAACUUGGAGUCACCGUCAGAUAAAGUACUGAACGGACAGGCCACGCAGACACGCAUCCAGUCCCACACACACACACACACACACACACACACACACACCACAUACAUGUCACACACACACACACACGUUCGUCACACAUACACACUUCCUCUUUCGCCCUUUUCGCAGAGUAUAUAUCUAUUUAUCCCUCCUCUUCUUCUCUCCUCUGGCUCUUGAUACUCCUCUAACACCAGAGAGGAUCGAGUCGUCACCUCCCUGCUCUCCUCCUCCCUCCUCCCUCCACUUUGCUUCUCUUCUCUCCUGGUUUGGGGUUGGCUCACACUCUUCCUCACAAGCCUUGAUUUCCACACAAACUCCUUUUUUACUUUAAUUAGUAGAAGGGUUAACGUUGCCCUGCUGGUGUAUUUUCAUAUCUGAUGUCGGUCAAAUGCUGAUGAAGGUUAAAACCAGUGUGAAAACCCAGCUGCUGCUGCAGUGAGUGUUUGCUUCCCUCUUGAUUUCAUGUUGAGGGAGGUAAAAAAAAUCGAUGCAAAGUUUCUAAGCAGCUCAUCAAGCGUCAGUAGAAUCACUAUCAGGUCCACCACAAACAGCCACGGCCCGUUUUUAGCAUCUGUUCCAGGUGAGCGAGAACUGAUCACAUUUUUAUGUCGGGUUUUAUAAAUGAUAUCAUGGCUUUUUUUUCUGGGAGAGGGACUUUUGCUUUUCUUUUUGUUGGAUGUAUGAGUUCAUUUUGUAUCGUUUUAAAUUUGGAUUUUCUUUUGUUGCUGUGCACUGCUACCAUUGUACUACGGCAUACUGUGGUGAAGUCCCUCUGUUUUAUUUUUUAAGAAUUGACGGUUGAAAAGGGACACAUGCAGAAUAAAUCCCUGAGCUUGACAUCGGGUGUGUGACGGUACUUGGGGGAUCGUAGUUGGUGAGAAGUGUUAAUAUUUUGUUCCUCAUCGAACGCCUCUGCCUUCGCUCUGGGUGCGAAUCCUGAGCGGAGCCGCGCGGGUUCGAGCAGCGGUAGCACCGUUAGACUGCGACGACGCUGUAGCACCUCGUCUGCCGCGUUCCUUCGCAUCCAGUGAGGCAGCGACAGGUUGACGAUGAGGCAAAAACCUGGGGAACUAAAAACGGUAUUUUAUCGACGCUAAAAUGCUGAUGAGACCAUAACGUUUAAUGGAGGCACUUCUAUUUUGAUUAUGGCAAACGUGUAUAUUAUGUUUCCUUUCCAUGAACGUCUAUCCAGUGCCAAGUGCAGUUAAUGUUGACUGGAUUUCUUAAGUUUUUGUCUUUCUUUUUGUCACCUUUUUUAUUUUCCUGUAUUGUUCAUAGCAUAACUGCCUAACUCUGAUUUAAAUAAAUAAAAGUGAUUUAUAAGGAUAA